Humulus lupulus (European hop) is the source of this 2211-nucleotide messenger RNA. Its product is annotated as protein MID1-COMPLEMENTING ACTIVITY 1. Bases 721 to 1980 code for a protein of 419 amino acids. NCBI's taxonomy places the organism in Eukaryota, Viridiplantae, Streptophyta, Magnoliopsida, Rosales, Cannabaceae. Gene Ontology annotation, biological process: cell surface receptor signaling pathway. The record is from RefSeq and is a predicted model, not a curated record. The transcript is spliced from 9 exons.
UAGAGAGAAGAGACUCUGUUAAGAACAGAGAACACCGAAACUGUGAGAGACAAAAUAUAGAGAGAGAAAAAGAGUUGAGAUUUCAGAGCUCUCUCUCUCUCAUUAUCUCUGUGAUUACCCUCUAAAUAGUCCAAAUUUUCACUCACAAGAAGAAGAAGAAGAAGACGAGAAGAAAGGAGAGACUCGUUCCCAGAAAGCAAUGCCUGCAAUUCCCAUUACCCAAUGCCUCUUCUUCUCUUCACGGAUUUUGACGUUUCUUCUCACGCAUUAACAUAUUUAUAAAUAUAUAUAUAUAUAUAUACACUGAAAAACUUGAACGAGAAGAAGACGACCUUUCACGUUAAGGUUCCGUCGGAGAAACAGAGGUUUCCGGUGGUUCCAGUUGUGCUUUAAAUGAUUGGUUUGUAUAGAAUAUUGUACUGAAAAGGGAAAGGAGAGUCGACAUAUUUUCUUGCUAUUGAAGUGUUGAGUUAUCCUUUAUGAAGUAUUAUUUGUAUCAAAGCCGAGAUCUUGGAUCCUAAUGCAGUUUCUGGAAGAAAAAUGUCAUGACAGAGUCUUUGAUCCGCUUGAAACAGUGAACAAAUUUAUGGGUCUUGACCAAAUUUGCUUAAUCUUCUUAGUUGCUUGUUCAUAAUCAGAAAAAUGCAGAUUUGGGUUGAAUUGUGAAUAAAACUUAAAGUAAGAAGCAGAGUUUUUCUGUCGAUUUAGAGGCGAACUACAAUGGCGACGUGGGAACAUUUUGGGGAGAUUGCGAAUGUGGCCCAACUGGCAGGUUUCGAUGCCGUGCGGUUAAUUGCCAUGAUUGUAAAGGCUGCGAGCACGGCUCGAAUGCACAAGAAGAAUUGCAGGCAGUUUGCGCAGCAUAUUAAGUUGAUUGGUAACUUGCUCGAGCAGCUCAAGAUCUCGGAGCUGAAGAGGUACCCAGAGACAAGGGAGCCGCUGGAGCAGCUUGAGGAUGCUCUCAGAAGGUCUUACAUUUUGAUCAAUAGCUGUCAGGACCGGAGCUACCUUUACUUGCUUGCUAUGGGUUGGAACAUUGUGUAUCAGUUCAGGAAGGCUCAGAACGAAAUUGAUAGAUACUUGCGCCUUGUUCCUCUAAUUACCCUCGUUGACAAUGCUCGAGUGAGGGAGAGACUUGAAUACAUUGAAAGAGAUCAAUGUGAGUACACAUUGGAUGAUGAAGACAGAAAGAUACAGGAUGUAAUUCUGCAACCAGAUCCCUUGACAAAUAAUCCUGCCGUGUUGAAGAAAACUCUUUCUUGCUCUUACCCUAACUUACCUUUUAAAGAAGCACUGAAGAAAGAAAAUGAAAAGCUUCAACUUGAACUACAGAGGUCACAAGCAAACUAUGAUGUGAAUCAAUGUGAAGUGAUUCAGCGUUUGAUAAACGUCACAGAAACUGUUGCUGCACAUUCUCUUCCAGAGAAGUGUUCGCCUGAAAAAAGUCACAAGAAAAUAGAGCGGAAUUAUUCAGAUGCCAAUAGUGAGAAGGAACAUUCAUCUGAUGAAAAUUAUAAGAGAAGUGAUAGUCGUGUUACUUCCAGAAACACUUCUUCAGUUUCAUCUGGACAUGAUCUUUUGUCAACUAGAGGCUCGUAUCGGCAUGAAGAAUGGCAUACUGAUCUGCUUGGGUGUUGUGCAGAACCUGCACUGUGUUUUAAGACCUUCUUUUACCCUUGUGGAGCUUUGUCAAAGAUCGCUACAGUGGCAACAAACAGGCACAUGUCUUCGGCAGAAGCAUGUAACGAGUUGAUGGCCUAUUCAUUGAUUUUGUCUUGCUGUUGCUAUACUUGCUGCAUUAGAAGGAAACUUCGCAAAACAUUGAAUAUCACGGGAGGCUUCAUCGACGAUUUCCUUUCACAUUUCAUGUGUUGCUGCUGUGCCCUUGUGCAAGAAUUGCGAGAAGUCGAGAUGCGUGGUGUUUAUGGUCCUGAGAAGACAAAAACCAGCCCUCCCCCAUCACAAUACAUGGAAUCUUAAGUAAUAGACUCAAAAAAGUGCUAUUCAGCUAUUGUGAUAUACAUAUACGUCAAAGCCAUAUAUAUAGGUAAAAAUGGCUAGUUGCCACUUUUUAUGUUAAACUUGUAAUGUGAUUUCCAUUUUCAUCAAUUUCACUACCUCAGAUGUAAAGUAGCUUCUGUGAAGUUCUUAGUUUGAGAACAUGGUGUAUUAUAGACAUAUUUUUAAAUGAUAUAGUGUUGUUUGAGUUAA